CUCCAGUGCCAACGAGGAGGUUUCUCCGGGACAAGAGCAGCGGCAGGGGGGACCAGAGGGCGCGGGGUUGUCACGGAGACAGCGGCGGGAUGAAGGUUCUGAUCGGCGGAGGCUCCGGCUUCGUUGGCUCCGCUCUUAGCCGCCUCCUGAGGAGCAAAGGUCACGAGGUGGAGUUCGUCUCCCGGAGACCGGGAGCCGGGGUCACCUGGACACACGUGGCCUCCCGUGGCCUGCCCCCCUGUGAUGCCGUGGUGAAUGUGGCCGGAGCCAAUAUCCUCAACCCACUGCGGAGGUGGAGCCGCUCCUUCCAGCAGGAGGUGGUGUUGAGCCGAGUGGAGACGACGAGGACCCUGAGCAAGGCCAUCUCUCUCUGCCCCCACCCCCCCCGCAGCUGGGUGUUGCUCACCGGCGUGGGCUACUACCAGCCCAGCCUGCGGGAGGAGUACCACGAGGGGAGUGUUGGCGGUGACUUUGACUUCUUCUCGCGGUUGGUGGGUGACUGGGAGUCAGCGGCCCGACUGCCCGAGGGAAUAGGUCGGCUCGUGAGGCAGGUGGUGGUCCGUGCAGGAGUGGUCCUGGGGAGAGAGGGAGGAGCGCUGCCGCCGAUGCUGCUGCCGUUUCGGAUGGGCCUUGGGGGGCCGCUGGGCUCCGGCCUCCAGCCCUUCCCCUGGAUCCACGUGGAAGACCUGGCUGGGAUCUUGCUGCACGCGCUGGAGGGGGGGGGGAGGAGGUUGGGAGAGGUGGAGGGGGUGUUGAACGGCGUUGCCCCAUCUCGCUGCACCCAGGGGGAGUUUGCAGAGGCCCUGGCGGGGAGCCUGGGGCGUGGAGCCCGGCUGCGGGUGCCGGCUGCAUUGGUGCAGGCUGCACUGGGGUCAGAGCGGGCAUUGCUGCUGCUGCAGGGCCAGUGGGUGGAACCUCGCCGCACACUGGCCAGCGGCUACCGGUACCGAUUCCCCCGGCUACAGGCAGCCAUCGACAACCUCCUCCACUGACCCCCAGGGUCAGGGGUCAACCUCUGGCCGGCCAUCCAUCUACUCUUCCACCGACCCCCAGCCCGGGGUCAGACCCAGCUUGCACCACCUGCUGCAGUGACCUCUGUGAUGGGGUCAGGGGUCACAGUGGGGUCAGGGGUCAGAGGGUGGGCGUCAGUGGUCAAAAGGUCACACCAGCACUUCCCCGAGCUCAGGCCUGUCCUGCGCUGACCUCAGGGUCAGGGUUUAGGUGAGGGGGGGUCGAAUGACAGGUGGUCAGAGUGAAUGGCUACCCCGAGAUCACGACCACCCUGGUAUCCUGACCUAGGUGAGGGUCAGAGGUGAAGGGGUGGGGGUCAAGGUUAAAGGGCUGGGCUUCCCCGACUUGCCUUGGACGAAGGUUGAGGUCAGGGGUCAGACUGAAUGUGGAAGGUCAGGGGUCAGCAGAUGUUGCAGUGAGUUUGGGGA
Messenger RNA from Amblyraja radiata (thorny skate), 1439 nucleotides. It is a transcript of the gene sdr39u1, whose product is annotated as short chain dehydrogenase/reductase family 39U, member 1. The transcript is spliced from 7 exons. Lineage: Eukaryota; Metazoa; Chordata; Chondrichthyes; Rajiformes; Rajidae. Bases 90 to 992 code for a protein of 300 amino acids. The record is from RefSeq and is a predicted model, not a curated record.